Molecule: messenger RNA, 681 nt
Organism: Pelobates cultripes (western spadefoot toad)
Lineage: Eukaryota; Metazoa; Chordata; Amphibia; Anura; Pelobatidae
Source: the annotation of a GenBank genome assembly
AUGGCCCCUAUGUACGCGAACGGCUACAUGUAUAUCUUUGAGCAGGAGAACAUCUUAACUCCCUUCCAAACCAACAUUGCUUUUUACAGACGAUACAUCGAUGACAUCAUCAUGAAUUGGAAUGGCACGCCUGACUCUACCACACACAUGCUAGAGACCAUCAAUAACCUUGAUACCCCGGUACGUCUCACCAUGACAACAGAUACCCAAACUGUUCACUUUUUAGACAUACGUCUCUACAAAGAGGAUAACACCAUAGCUUACACUCUCUUCAGUAAGCCAACCAACAGGAACACCAUCCUGCAUGCAACUAGUCACCAUCUAAGACACCUUAUCAACUCGCUGCCCCAUUCUCAGUUCCUAAGGGUGAUACCGAACAACUCCAAUAUCAAUAAUACCCACAUCCAGCUACAACAAAUGUGGGAUAAGUUCAAAUCAGGGGGUUAUAGCAACAAGAUUCUACAAGCGGCUCUUGACAAGUGUUAUGUAACGUCCACAACAGAACUUCCAAAAGAAAAGAGACUAGUCUUCCCAUCCACGUACACCACCAUGUCACAUCACCUUAAGAAAUCACUAGACCACAAUUGGAGAAUUAUGAGAAACGAUUUAAUUCAAUCAUCCAUUACCAUCCAUGAAAUUUUUGGCUAUCGACUACAUACCCUUAUCAAUACGUGGCGGUGA